UUUCAGUAAAUCUAACAUGACGUUGUUCCAACGUUUUUACAACGUCGGAAUAGCGAUGUCGGAUUUUGGUCGCUGUAAAGCCGUUGGAACAACGUCGGAAUUAGCGACGUCGGAUUUGGUCGCUGUAAAGCCGUUGGAACAACGUCGGGAUAGCGACGUCGGACUUUGGUCGGUGUAAAGUCGUUGGAACAACGUCUGAUUCUGGUCACCGACGUCGCGACCCCAAAACAACUAUAAAAAGACGUCUUUGCGACGUCGUGUGUUUGCUGGGUAUGCACGAGUUCUACGCGACUUUAGAAGCGCAAUAUUAUUCCGCGAAAGAACGCUUGCAUAAUUAUUAUGUCUCGAUGCAAAUCUAAUAAUGUCUUUAUUAUAUUUGCAUCUGCAGUUACAAUUAUUAGGUAAAUGAUAAAAAAAAAAUGAUCUUAAGUCUGAGUAACAUUGAAAAUAUCGUCGUAUGAGGACCUUUAAACGCGACGACAUACACGAAACUGACGUCACAAAUGUCGCCGCGCUAUAUCAAAUUUGAACCUAAAAAAGGAAAAAAUAUGAACGUUUUAUGUUCCUAACUAUAGACUGUCAUAUAGCACGAACUAUGGACCGGCCAUUUAUAGAAGAAAUCUUGUAAUUAUAUGUAUCAUGUAAUUGUUUGGUGAACAAUAACUAUAAAACAGGAAAAUAACAAGUGUUUGUAAAUUUGUUUGUCAGAUACAGGAUACAUCAGACAGUGAAUGGGUGCCAUAUUACCCUUCUGACCUAAAUUUGCGUACUAGGAUGAAAACAACAAGUAGGACAAAACCACAAGCAGAAGAAGAUACGGAAAAUUCUAAACUGAAAGCGGACAAUACGCGUUUAUAGAAUGCUAAAAACUUUUUUUUAUUUUGAAAACUUGUCACAUUCAGGAGAUACUGGCAAUCUCUCUACAACUUCGCGUCUAUUACACCAUUUUCCGUAUUACUAAGAUAAAAAGAACGUUUUAAAUAUUCAUAAACAGAUGACCAAACCACUUACAGAGUAAAAUAACUAUUUUAGUUUAUCUACACAUCUAAAUGAAGUAAAAUGUCUCCUGUGAAAACUCAGUGGGCCGUAUUUUCCACCAUAUGAUCGUUUUUCAACUGAACCAGUUUUAUGGCCUAAAAAUAUCUACAUACGGGUGGGUAGAAUAGAUCGAUAUGCAAAAUCAAUACACCAAUAUCAUGACUAUUCAUACACAAUACAAUACAAGCCUUGUGAUAAUAUUGGAAAAGGUUUUAAUAAUUGUUAAACAAUGUAGUUUUAAGUAUGACACAUUUUUCUAUUGCAAAUAAUAUAAACAGGUUCAAUAUAUAGGGAUUUUUAAGUAUGUAAAAUGACAAUAUUAAACAGAGUGAAAUGUGUUUUUCUCUAGGCUUGAUAUUAUUCAUAACCUUGAUCGCCAACGUGUUCUGUGAUGGAUUAAUAUCAUGGAGCAUGAGUGAUUUAUGUGGUGCUGAAAUAUCAAAAUAUAAUUUCGCUGGCGAAAUUUAUUUUGAUGCGGAGAAGUUACGUAACAACGACUUUGGAGAUGGCUGCACUCUUACAAUAACGCCGGCAACAUUGAAUCAAAAUGGCGGCAACAAAGUCAUGUUUUAUUUUACGGCAUUCGAAUUCCAGUCGGAUUGUGACAUUAUUAGCGUAACCAUCAGGGACGGCAGAUACCGUGAUAACAGCGUUGUUCAAGGACUUCCACGAUACCUAUGCGGAAUAAAUUCCACAUUGACAGAGCAAGUUUUUUCAACAAAUGGUGGAAGUGUUCGUAUACAUGUCAACAUCAAAAGACACUGGAAUUACAUAGGGUACUUCCGUCUGAAGUUUGUUACGUAUCACACAGGGAGUUGUGAUGAGUCCGAUGUAUCUACAUGCAGCAAUGGACGCUGUAUUCCUCUGGAGUACAAUUGCUCUGAGAACAUAAAAGCUUGCGGUGAAGUGGAUGAUAAAUGCACGGAGGAAGCUGCAGACGAGAAUAUUAGAGAUUGGUUCGGCAAUGUUAUCAGAUAUCUCUUUAUCCUUAUCGGGUUUAUUUGCAUUAUAUGUCUGCUAAAAGUGAUGGUGAAACAGGGCAAAAGAAAAUGUGGUCAGCUCUUAGAUGGCAUGGGAGAUUGUUUUCGUGACAUCAGGUUAAAAUGUGCAGACUGCAGACGAUCGGUCAAUUUGUCUCGCUUUCGUAAACCCCGCCUUCCGCAUUUUAUAAGAAGUCGUCUGCGAUCAAACACUCAGAACACACCAGACGAAUCAACAGACGACAGAUCCACAACUGAAGGAGUAGCUAAUUCAGCUUUUUCUAACAGUGAUACCCAAAUAGAUCAAAUGAUACAAGCUCAAAUAAGCAUACAAUCUCCGCCAAUGAGCACUGCUCUUCCACAGUCGAUGACGUCACAGAAUGAGCCUCCAUCUUACGAAGAAGCAAUGGCUUCCAGCACACAUUCUUUUCCUUCUCUGCAACCAGAAGAUCCAGCCCCACUUUACGAAGAAGUUAUAUCACCAAAUGAAAUGGCGGUUUCCUUUCAAUCGGAGGAAUAUUCAACUACAAUUGACGAGAAUAGUUUUAAUAGUAGAUCAAAUGAUAACAUAGAAACUUCAGAAGCAGACGACAUGAACAAUGAUACGAACGAAAGAAUAAUGACUUCAAACAUAAUGAUACAAUCUUCUUUGAAUACAGAUACAUCUUCCAUUUUAAAUAAUUACUUGUGUGACUUUGCUGUAGAACUGUCCGAUGAUUAUUCAUCCGACCCAGACUGGGACUCUCUAAGCAAUUCUUCAGUAUUAUCCCAAGGACAAACAGCUGUAACACAGUCUGUGAUUAGUGCUAGUAAUGAACCAAAUGAAGAAGGUCCUGUGCCUCUACCAACUUACGAUGACGCUGUUCCCCCGCCUUAUUAUUAUGAUUACAUAGCUAAUGUAAGUCGAUACAAACAAGAUUCUGUCAGGGGAAGCGAUGCCUGAAUGAACUUACCUUUGAUAACUUAAAUGGGUGAAAGGUUGUAGACCAGUCUCUGCUUCUGAUUGGCUGUUCCUGAUAAUGCUUUAUAAAACUUAACCUCCACGGACCAUUCAGUUUUACUUCUUGAUAUUUUAAUCUGCCGCUCUUAAAGAGUAAUGCAAAAAUGAAUGCAUAUAUAUGAAUGCGUUUUUUGAGUUUUUAUUUCGACGAACAGAGUUGAAUAAAAGUAAUUUUAAUUACAGUGAUCCUAAACUGUCUGAAUCUACACGCAGUGUUUUACGUUUUAUCAAAAAGUUUUUUAUCAGUCCACCAAAAACCAUAAGGAUCGCUCUAAGGGUACAUACCUUAGAAGAAUUUAUAUACAGUAAAGACUACCUUAGCGACCCCUUGCUUUCAGCGACUUUCUGUCUACAACGACCUUUUUAUUUCCUCCCGAUCAAUUUCACAUUAAAAUUGGCUUAUUUCUAGCGACCCCCUGUCUGAUGCGUACAGCGACCAUGAUUUCUUAGCCCCAAAGCAAGAUUUCGAACCUUUAUAACGACUUUUUGACCCCUCCCCUCAAAGGCAGAAAACUUUUUCCAAUACAAAUCAUGGAGUGUUGUUCUUGAUCUUAAUAACUGCCUCACCGUCUUAUCGAUGAAAAAUAAGUGAAGCAGACUGAAAGGUCAUUUGAAAUAUUCCAUGUUUCAUCAGAGUGUUUAAAGGUCCGUAAUCAAAUGCUAACUAGAACAUGUCUUAUUUGCCUUAACCCAAGACUUCUAGUCAGAUUGUGUAUAGAGACUCCCUUUCUACAAUGACCUUUUUGAAAUUUUCCGAAGGCUGGACACUGUAGACAGUCGUUACUGUACAUGUAGUGUCAAGGAAAUAUAUUAAUACUGCACAUAUUGCCCUUGAUUCGCAAAUAAACGAGAACUUUGUGAUAAAAAAACUACAAGUUUUUCAGACAGUUAUUAGAUUUGUGGAGCGAUAGGCAAUCCUUUUUUGACCAUGUUUAAUUGUAUUGUUGUUAUGUUUUAUCAUUUUAUACAAAUAAAUUUUUAUGUAUGAC
This is a messenger RNA of Mercenaria mercenaria, 4007 nucleotides long. RefSeq lists its product as uncharacterized. The transcript is spliced from 5 exons. The record is from RefSeq and is a predicted model, not a curated record. Lineage: Eukaryota; Metazoa; Mollusca; Bivalvia; Venerida; Veneridae. Bases 1372 to 2961 code for a protein of 529 amino acids.